UCACCCAUCACUUUCUCAACCCCAAUCCUCUUCCAACCUCCUCUUCAAAUCUCUCUCUCUCUCCAUCUCUCUCUCUCUUCCAAUGGAAGAUGCCGACGACCAGAUGUUGGAGGCGGCGGAGACGCUGAUCCUCUGCAGCCUCCUACCGCUCUGCCGUCCGCCGUCGACAAUAUGCGAUCCAUGGCCGUUGAAUCCGCCGAAGCAAGCGAAGAACCUUGAGAUGAUCCCCUCCUUGUUCCUUCCGCCAUGGGGGCUUCGGUCAAGGAGAUCUCGCUGCUCCUGCAUCUCGAAGCCGGAGCAGGAGGACCAGUCAUCGGGUCGGGCUGCUGCGACCCGCCCAAGUCCUGCCACUCCUCUCGACUUCGGUGCAACUUACUUGCCUUCAACCAGCGGAAGCGACGAAGCUCCUUCCCUAUCGGCGAUGCCCAUGAACAAGCGCCGCCGCGCCGGUGACUCCUCUGUCCCUUUCGGUGGCGUCGACCAAAAGGGUCGCGCUGUCGGGCGGUCGCCGUUGGUUGGAGUCGCUAUCACUUCAUCGAAGCCUAUCAGGUUGCAGGGGAAGAAGAAGACGAUUACUGAGCUGCAGUCGCAGGAGAGAUUCUUAGUCGAUGAGAACACAAUGCUCAGAAAGAGAGUGGAAUCCAAGCGGAAAGAAAUGGAGGCUUUAAUUGCGGAAAAUCGGAGGCUGCAGUGUGAGAAGGUGAGCUCGAGCUUGCAGCAUUCAAGAGCUGGGGAUGAAGCGGCAAAGCCUCAAUUUAGUUUGCCAGAUUUGAACGAGCCAGCAAUGGAAACCUAAGAGAUUAAAAGGCUCUCUAAUCUCAUACCAUAAUGUUCUACUGGCAAAUUGAAGUGGACAAUGCUUUAGGCUGCAGUCAUAAUGCGCCCAAAUCCAACUAAUUGUAUAUACCAAGGCAAUUAGAUAGUAUUCCAUUUUUUAUUUCCUUCUUUAAGAAAAUAUUUACUGUGUUUAUUCUUUUUUUUCUUUUUGGUGAUUUGAACUCAUUAGAUUUUUGUUAGGGAUAUUUCAACCCAAUGUAGGCUUAUUUUUUU
Molecule: messenger RNA, 1050 nt
Organism: Dendrobium catenatum
Lineage: Eukaryota; Viridiplantae; Streptophyta; Magnoliopsida; Asparagales; Orchidaceae
Exons: 5
Coding region: 83-796 (237 amino acids)
Source: RefSeq, a predicted model, not a curated record